AUGGCGAACUAUACAAGCGUCCACUUUUAUCAAAACAUCGAGCAACAAUACGGUACAGAAACAAAACUAUUGUUGAAAGACUAUGCUAGAGUCACUAAAAAACUGGGAAGCAUGAUCAGUAGAAAAGUAUUCCUGAUUCGAUGCCGCAAAAGAGGAGUUUUCCCAGUCCAUAUUGCAAACAAUUUCAAAUUCGUAUUUCCGUUGAUGGAGGAAAAUGGUCCAUAUACAAGAAAACUCAGUAAAUGCAUCAACCGAUUUAAAAAAGCAGUCCUAAACAUCGAAAUACAGCACACUUUUUUCAAGUUAAAAUGCCUUCAACAACAAAAAGAAGCUCUAUCAGUGAAAAUUCAAUCAUCGAGUAUCAGUACACAAAUUCAGAUGUCGUUCUUCAAUAGCCAAAAUAGUUUCCACGAUAAACAUGUCCGCGAAAAGUCUACCAAAACGAAAAGCAAGUUCAAUAACAUCAUACGCAAAUGUCAAGAAUCAUCCAACUCACAGACUCCACAAGGCAAUCCAAAAGCGUUAUACAAUGGCACCUCAAAGCAAAUUCCACCACAAAUGGAAGUUCUGCUAAGCCUCGGUCCAAAUUUCGCGCUUCCAUCUUGCAAAAUCGACAAAAUAGUAUUUUUCCACUUGAUUGCAGAAAUCGAAAACAUACUAAAAACAAAUACGGACACAGCUGUUCAAGACCGGACCAGAUGUUCCAUCACCAACUCCGUUCUAAAUCAUAUCUACCACAAUAACCACACCAACCAAACAGACCACUGUCUUCAGUUCUACAACGACGCAGUAAAAAUCACCAAAACGUUCUUAAAGGAGAAUCCAGAUGUUUUAGUAACAAAGUCGGAUAAAGGGAACAAAACGGUACUUAUAUCGAAAGACGAUUACCAGACAAAAAUGAUGCAGUUGCUAGACAGUCAACAAACAUACCAAAAAAUAUCUCGCGAUCCUACAUCCCGUUAUCAACAAAAAAACAACAACAUAGUUCAACGUCUACUAAACCUAAAGCUAAUAGACAAAAAAACAGCUCUAAAACUAUCAACCCACAAUGCAGUUUGCCCCAGAAUAUACGGCCAACCAAAAGCACACAAAGCAGGACUCCCACUACGACCGGUAGUACCGAAUAUGACUGCCCCAUCGUACCAAUUAUCAAAAUAUGUCAGCAAAAUAAUUCAGAACUCCACAAACAGCCAGUACAACAUAAAGGAUUCAUUCACCUUCUGCGAAUACAUUAACACAGUGAAACUGCCUAUAGGAUAUGUGCUAAUAUCUCUGGAUGUCACCUCACUUUUCACAUCAAUUCCCAAAGCACUAGUUAUACACGAUAUUAUCAAUAACUGGACAAACAUCGACAAACAUACAGACAUAAACCUAGAUCUAUUUCUAGAAAUAGUCGAAUUUUGCAUAGAUUCAAGCUACUUCAAGUACAACAACCAACACUACCAACAGUUAGACGGCACCGCUAUGGGCAAUCCUCUCUCGCCAGCAUUAGCAGACCUAGUAAUGGAAAACUUGCUAGAUUCAGUCUGCCGUUUACUGGAUUUCAAACCACCAUUCAUACGAAAAUAUGUAGAUGAUUUGAUCCUGACUAUCCCGCCCGACAAGAUCCAGCACGUUUUAAACACCUUCAAUAGCCACCAUCCAAAUAUUCAAUUCACAUACGAAUUGGAAGUUGAUCGACGCUUACCAUUCCUGGACAUGUUGCUGAUCAGAACUGCAGACCAAAGCGUAAAAACGCAGUGGUAUAUAAAGCCCAUAUCAAGCGGCCGGUUCUUAGAUUACAACUCACAACACCCCUUACAUCAGAAGCUUAAUGUGGCGAAAAACUUUAUAAACAGGGUAAACAAACUUUCAACCAAUCCAGAUAAGGCAGAAGUAAUAGCUAUCGUCGAAAAACAACUUAGCCUAAACAGCUACCCAAAAGCCCUACGACGCAGACUCAUAAAUCGCAUGGACGAGCAUUGCAGCAUCAUACCUACCAGUGAACCAAAUGACAGCAGAACAACAGCAGAAAAUCUACAAUAUACUUACCAUUCAAUCGCAUACAUACCAAACCUGUCGAACAAGAUCAACAAGCAGCUGAAAAAGGAAUAUCCCAACAUAAAAUUAGCCACAUACAAUACAAACACAGUUAAAAAAUUGUUCUCUAACAUAAAAGAUCCCAUCCCCACGGAUCACCAUAGCAACGUAAUUUACAGCAUACCAUGCAAAGAUUGUGAUGCUUGUUAUAUAGGAUUAACCACUAACAGAUUAAAAACAAGAUUAAGUGGACACAAAACACACUAUAACGCACUGGAAAAACUGUUAACACCACAGGAUAACACCGAAUGCAUACCCGUAGAAACACAAAUAGCCGCACUAAAGGAAAAGACAGCACUAAUGGAUCACACCAUAACACUAAAUCAUAGAUUCGACUUUAACAGCACAAAAAUCAUAGACAAACAUAACAAACAACACUCUCUUCCGUAUCUUGAAAUGUGUCACAUAGUAUCAAAUGAAAACAGCAUAAACAAACGCACAGAUACACAAGGGUUAAGUAUUAUAUAUGCAGGAGUAUUACACACACUAAAAAAUGUAAACAAUCACAGAUCAGAGUGA
Sabethes cyaneus is the source of this 2598-nucleotide messenger RNA. RefSeq lists its product as uncharacterized. NCBI's taxonomy places the organism in Eukaryota, Metazoa, Arthropoda, Insecta, Diptera, Culicidae. The transcript has a single exon. Bases 1 to 2598 code for a protein of 865 amino acids. The record is from RefSeq and is a predicted model, not a curated record.